Fusarium tjaetaba is the source of this 597-nucleotide messenger RNA. Its product is annotated as rho GDP dissociation inhibitor. The transcript is spliced from 3 exons. The coding region runs from base 1 to 597 and encodes 198 amino acids. Gene Ontology annotation, cellular component: membrane; cytosol; cytoplasm. Gene Ontology annotation, molecular function: Rho GDP-dissociation inhibitor activity; protein binding. NCBI's taxonomy places the organism in Eukaryota, Fungi, Ascomycota, Sordariomycetes, Hypocreales, Nectriaceae. Gene Ontology annotation, biological process: Rho protein signal transduction. The record is from RefSeq and is a predicted model, not a curated record.
AUGGCUUCUCACGACGACGAUACUAUGCCUGAGGAGACUCAGGGCUACAAGCUCUCUCAGCCUAAGCAGAGUCUGGCCGAGUACCAGCAGAUGGAUGCCGGCGAUGAGUCUCUCCAGCGAUACAAGGAGUCACUCGGUCUCGGUGGUGGUACUGACAUCUCCGACCCCAACGACCCCCGAGUCUGCAUCAUUCUCUCCCUGACCAUGGACUCUCCUGGCCGUCCUCCCGUCACCAUCGAUCUCUCUACCCCCGGAAGCGAGACCACCCUCAAGGACAAGCCUUUCAACAUCAAGGAGGGUGCCAAGUUCACCAUGAGCGCCAAGUUCAAGGUGCAGCACGAGAUUCUCAGCGGUCUUCACUACGUCCAGGUCGUCAAGCGAAAGGGUAUCCGAGUCUCCAAGGACUCUGAGAUGAUUGGCAGCUAUGCUCCCAACACUGAUAAGCAGCCCACCUACGUCAAGAAGUUCCAAGAGGAGGAGGCACCUAGUGGCAUGCUUGCUCGUGGUCACUACAACGCCAUCUCUAGCUUCGUGGACGACGAUAAGAAGAAGCAUCUCGAGUUUGAGUGGAGUUUCGACAUCGCCAAGGACUGGUAG